AUGGAGCUGCACCCGGACAUUUUACAAAACAAUAACUUCUAUUCUCUCUUCAUAGGUAAAGUUUUGGUGAACAGCGAGAUGGGGAUGAGUAGAUCUGCCAUUCUGGUCGCAGCUUACUUGAUGAUUUUUCACCACAUGACCAUCCUUGAAGCCCUAAUGACCUUACGCAAGAAAAGAGCCAUCUACCCUAAUGAUAGUUUUAUUAUGCAGCUUCGAGAACUUAAUGAAAAAUUGCUGGAAGAGCGUGAAUAUUCUGAUGGAGGAGAUGACAAUGAUAACAAUAGCCAAGGCUCGGUCAUAGAAGCCAAGGCACAUUCUAUUGUGGUGGAAGAAGAAGGCGAUAGGGAGAGCAUCAUGGGAGCAAAAGUCCACUCGAUCACUGUUGAGCAAGAGGAUACAACUAGCAUCAUGGGAAGCGCCAUGAGCCUGGGGGCAAAAUCAAGUGUAGUGUCUAAGCAGCCAACCCUUAUCGAUGAAGAUGAGGAGGAGAAAAUCUAUGAAGAAUGGAGACGAAAACAAGGACUUCCACCAAGGGAGAUACCAAAGAAGGAAAAUGAGCAAAGCAUAAAACUUCCAGAAGAAGAAGUGAGUGACGACCAGCUAAGACAGAUGAUUUAUAACUGGCAGAAGGAAAAUGCUAAAUAUCAUUCCCUUGAUCCUGGAGAUGAUGGAAAUUCUAUGAUGAGGGAGAAAUGUUAUUCACCAAGUGAAAUUAGUGAUGUGGAAAGUGUAAGCUCCCAGGAAAUUCGGAUGUUAAAGGAACAAUUUGAAGUGAGCCGAAGGAACCUUAUGACCAGACAACGUACGGACUCUGUAUCGACUGACAGUACUUGGGAUAUGUGGAACCAGAGGCUUAUGGAAAUUGAGAAGGAGGCCAUAACAAAGAGCGACAAGAAAGAAAAAAAGAGGGAAAAGGAUAUCGAUGAAGAAAGUCUUUGCUCUGAAGCAAGUUCUUUAUUUAACUUUUGCAAAAAUAACAAACAUAAGCUGACUGCUCUGGAAAGGUGGAAAGUUAAGAGAAUUCAAUUUGGGUUUCACAAAAAAGACUCUGAAGCAUCAGACACCCAAAACAAGGAGGACAAUGGUGAGAAGAAAGAUGAGGAUCAAACGAGUCAAUCGGAUGUAGACAUAUCAGCCUACCAAGCCUGGAAGAUGAAGCACCAGAAAAAAGUAGGCAAUGAAAAUAAGGAGGAAAUUGUGGAACUGACUAAAGGAGAGGACACUGCAAGUAUCAAACGCAAACAAAGGAGGGCUGAGAUUCUGGAACGUUCUAAGCAGACCUUGGAGGAAAGCCAAUCUAUAUGUGGGUGGGAUAAUGAAAGCUCAAUAAGUGGUAGCAUCCCGUUAUCUGCUCUAUUUCAGAUUGCACCUUCAAGUAGCGGUGGUAAUGAUGCAGCUUCAGUGUUGAGUAUGCAGAGCAACAGAUCCCAUCAGUCCCAGGCCAGAAGUGCUGUUACCCAAGCACAAGUCCUCCCACCAAACUUACCACCUGGGGCGGAUGCUAUUUCCAUAGCAGGUAUUCAGAACUGGAUAGCUAAUGUGGUGAAUGAAACCAUUGCUCAAAAACAGAAUGAGAUCAUGAUGAUGUCCCGUGCAUCUUCAUCAAUGAGCAUGGCUUCUGGAGAUCUUGGAAAAAGAGCAGAUGAUGAAAGAUCCUCCAUACUCGGUGCAGCAGGAGGGUCAUGCCUCUCAGGUUCUGGAUUUCAGCAUCGUGACUUUAAAAGCUCAGACUCUGUAUUGUCUAAUACGUCAGUGAACUCAGCUACAAAUAUACCAAGUGCUAAGAGAAAAAUUAACCAAACAAGUGUCCCACUCUUUGGACUUUUUAUGGAUGACGUGGAUCUAAAAAAGCUCAACCAGAAAGAAAAUGAAAUGAGAGAAGAGUUGACUGAAAAAUUGAGCCAAUAUCGGAAAGAAAAAGUUGUCACUGAUAACAAGCGGAGCUACAUGUACAGGAAGAAAAAGGCGAAAGGUACAGAAGAGGAUGAAGAGGAAGAGAAAGAAAGUGUUCUAAGUUCGAAAUUCCAAAGUUCUAGGUUGUCCUCAAACCAAGAAUGGAAAAAAUCUGAAAAAACAUCCUACCUAAGUAAUCUUGGCAAUUUUUCAAGCACCAAACCUACAAGUUCAGAUGUGGAAACAAAUGUAGGCAAAUGGCUCAGUGGUGUGAACACAGAAAGGGCCUCGGAAUUUCAUAAUGAAAAAUCUUAUGAAAGGUCAAGACAAUCAGAACAUGAGCGAUAUGUGAGCCCUCAAGUCAACGGAUACACCAAAAAAUCAUCAGAAUGGGACAAAGAGGGCUCUUCAUCAUAUCAGAGCUACAGAGACACAACCAGGGCCACAUCAAGAUUUUCAACGUCUUCUGAAGAAGAGUACGAUCGUGUCCGGCACACCAACGUCUACAAAUCCCAAAGCCCUGAACCCAACCUCAGUGACCACUCAAAAGAAGAAAAUGGGUUAGCAGAUCUACCGACCGCUAUACAACCUAGAAGAAGUUACCUAGAUCAUGAAGAUUCCGAUAUCUCAGACACAGUCGAUUCAGUCUCCAAAAGAAAGUUUACUGGGAGAUUUAAGAACGUUGAAGAUGAGAAGAGCGACCCCUUAGAAAGUAACAGCUCUGGAAGCCGAUGGGCUCGGAAUAGAAAGACCAAAGAAGAAACUGAAGAAAUGGAUGAUGAUGAUAUCAUUGCGGCAUGGAGAAGCCGGCAGGAAGAGAUGAAAACAAGACUCAGAAGACAUAAAGAGGAGGACUAAAACACCAAACUGGACUCUAAAUUAUCUUGAGUUUUGUUCUAGUUUUGAAAGGCAACGUCUGCCAUAGAUGAAGCGGACUCUUCUAUUUUAGCUGCCCAAUUCUCCUCUCUUUUAUGCUCCAUUUGUAGCCUCGGUUUUGAUGCUCCUUGGACUUUUUGUAUUGCAAUUGGUAGGCAAAAAUAUAUCCUUCCCAGCUUUUGGCACCAUUUUAUGUGUCUUUAAAAAAAAAAUAUUUCUGCUUUAUGCAUAGAAAGAAUAUGUUGCAUAUAAUUAGUUCCUCAACAUGUUCAAGAUCUCUGCUUGCUGUCCGAGUUAAGAUAACAUUCUUGUUUAAAGUCAGAAAAUCUGUACGUAAUCAGCCCUGCUCUAAGCCUAGAAGUGAAUAGCAUUGUAUACGGUCUAGACCAGGGAUGCCCAACUUGCGGCCCUCCAGCUGUUGCAAAACUACAACUCCCAGCAUGCCCAGACAGCCUACAGCAGGGCAUGGUGAGAGCUGUAGUUUUACAACAGGUGGAGGGCCGCAGGGUGGGCAUCCCUAGUCUAGGAAACGCUCUUUGAGCUAAACCCAUCAGCAGCAGCUGCACAAAUCUACUGGUUUGUAACAAUGUAUCAGUCUGGAGUCCAGGAUGUUGAGCUCACAGAGCAUUGUCCAGACUGGAGACAACUGUAAGCCCUUCUCAUCUGAGAGCAGGACUAGCUAUGGACAGAAUUACUUCCUCCGAAUGUAGACAAUUGUGUACCCAUUCACUGAAAGCAAGCAGAGAGCUUGGAAAUUGCGAGGAGAUAAAACAUAAAUGGGGUCAUUUAUUAAGACUACGGUUUUAGAUGGUUGCCCUGGCGCAUGAUGUGCCUAAGUUAUGUAGAGACGCCAGCCCCACUUUUUUAGACCUGGCGUUAGCGGGGAAAAGCAACAGAUCCGUCCGCAAAUCCCCUUUCCGACCGAAUCUGUGACAGAUAUACGCCAAAAAUGGGCGUAUAGCUAAUAAAAAAUGACCCCCAAAAUAUAUAAGAAAGUUGUAGAACUCUUCAUUAGACAAUAAUUAAGCUUGGCUUGCGUAAACCAGAAACCCCUUCUAAAGUGACCUUAGAAUAGUCUGAGCCACACUAGAAAAUAAUAGAGAAUCAUCCGAAUUCAUUAAGAUUCAGCUUUUCCACCCAUAAUUCACAGCCAUUAGUCCCCACUCUGUAGCCGCACGGUGACAUGUCCUUGUAAAAUAAUUACCGAGUCCUCAGCAAGGUUCCUGAUUUUCCUCAUUAAUAAAUUCUCUGGAAUGAUUUCUGGUUUGAAAGAGAGAAAGAGAUUUUCUGCAAUAAUUCCUACUCUGCGGCCAGUUCUGAUUCCAGGGAUGUCGCCUCUGCCGCGUGCAUCAUCCAUAGCAGAGCGGCACACAGAGGACAGGAGGCCCCAAAGACGGAAAUUAGGCUGCUUUCAGGAGCUGCUUGACUCCAGCACCUGUGGAAGGAAGACCUUGGGACUUCAUCGUGGUCAUUGACUCUUCAACAAAGUAUUGAUCAAAUCGGGAUGGUGGUAGAAGAAGCGACUAUUAUCUCUAUCCCACUAAUUUUCUGAAUUUUUUGUAUUUUGGAAAUAGCAUUCCCCUCUGCCCCACUAAUAAAACUUUCUUGUGCUCAUGAAUGUCCCUCUCCUCUUUACAUGGUAAGGGAAGCGGGGGCCAUUUUGAAGUCAUGGGUGGACGUAGAAGAAAAAAGGUCUCAGAGCAAACCAUGCCCCCGCCAUUAUGGUGUUGGGUUGACCCUUGAGCCAAAUUCCCCCAUGUUUGAUAGCAAAAUCUUCUCUGGAUGAAAACGGGGGGCCUUACCAUUACACCUAGAGGCUCUUCUCUCUCUGCAGCUGCUGUGCCCUGUGCAUUGUGAUUGACAGGGGCAGGUGUGAUCACUUUUACAAUGCC
This is a messenger RNA of Bufo gargarizans (Asiatic toad), 4661 nucleotides long. RefSeq names its product serine/threonine/tyrosine interacting like 2 (gene STYXL2). Gene Ontology annotation, molecular function: protein tyrosine/serine/threonine phosphatase activity; MAP kinase phosphatase activity. NCBI's taxonomy places the organism in Eukaryota, Metazoa, Chordata, Amphibia, Anura, Bufonidae. Gene Ontology annotation, biological process: negative regulation of MAPK cascade; protein dephosphorylation. The transcript is spliced from 2 exons. Bases 1 to 2751 code for a protein of 916 amino acids. Gene Ontology annotation, cellular component: cytoplasm. The record is from RefSeq and is a predicted model, not a curated record.